UUAGUAGACACUAUCCUAAUUAAUUAUACUCAUUCAUUAUUCAGGGUCCCCCUCUCAGAGAGUUGAGACCUCCACUCACUCUGAUAUGGAAAAGAGGAAAAAAUUUGCCAACCAAGAUGGGUGGCGCGGUACGGAGUGUUGUUAUCAGUGACACGGUGUAUGUUGGUGGAGGGUACGGAAAUAUUAGUCUUGAUGACAAUUGUGACGAGUGUACAGUGAUGAAGCUCAAGCAAGAUCAAUGGACCAAACUACCAGAGUACACUGCCAAGUGGUUCUCUAUGACAUCACUCACUAAUCGACUAGUGCUGGUGGGAGGACAGGAUCCGGGAACCAGUGAAGAAACCAAUCAACUUGCAGUGUUUCAAGCAGGAAAAUGGACUCGCCCGUAUCCACCAAUGAACAUUGCUCGUUUUUCCUCAACAGCUGUCUCCUUCAACAACCACAUUAUUGUAGCUGGUGGGGGUAUUAAAGGACAGUUCUCCUCCUCUGUGGAGGUGUUGGACGUGGCAUCAAGAAGAUGGUACAUUGCUCAGUCACUACCUAGCCCACGAUCAGUACUGAAAUCGACUCUCAUAGGAAACACCCUCUACCUAAUGGGAGGGUUGGAUCACACUGGGGAAACCAAGUCGGUGCUCCACGUCAACCUCGAUGAACUUAUUGCCAAUGCCCUUUCUGGGGCAACCAAAUCGGACAACUUGAACCUCAAGGAACUCGUUGCAAUUGCCCUUUCCAACCGGGACCCACCCAUUCUCUGGCAGACCUUACAGGAAGUACCACUCGUGUUCUCAGCUCCUCUCAGUAUUGGGAGGUCACUCUUAGCCGUUGGUGGACGGGACGACAGACGCAACCCAAGUUCAUCGAUCUACCUCUACCAGCCUGACACCAGGAGGUGGGUGAAAGUGGGAGAUCUGCCUACUGCACGAUACGGCUGCACAUGCUCAGUACUUCCUAGUGGAGAGGUCAUUGUAGCCGGAGGACAGACAGAACUAUAUUCUGAUCGUAUUCAAAUUGUGGAUUUCUUUUCUAUAAGUGAUUAGUUAUUUUGUGGAGUUAACAUUGUUCAACGA
Molecule: messenger RNA, 1067 nt
Organism: Halichondria panicea
Lineage: Eukaryota; Metazoa; Porifera; Demospongiae; Suberitida; Halichondriidae
Product: kelch domain-containing protein 8A-like
Exons: 1
Coding region: 117-1037 (306 amino acids)
Molecular function (GO): protein binding
Source: RefSeq, a predicted model, not a curated record